GCGAACAUAGAGCGGGCGGCGCAGAGCGGUUCCACUUCCGGCGGGCACCAGAGUUUUGUUUCCGGGGGGCGGGCGGGCAGCGGUGGCGCCCGGCGGCGGAGCGCGGGGAUGCCGGAGAUCGGGAUCCGCCAUGUGGUGUCCGCGAGCAGCGCCGACCCGACUCACUGCGCCGAGAACCUGCUCAAGGCCGACACCUACCGCAAGUGGAAGGCGGCGCAGGCGGGCGAAAAGCAGCUGUCGGUCAUCCUGCAGUUCGAGAAGGAGGAGCGGAUCCACAGCAUCGAUGUGGGCAACGAGGGCUCGGCCUUCGUGGAGGUGCUGGCCGGCAGCUCCGCCUCGCCCAGCGAGCAGGACUAUGAGGUGCUGCUGGUCACCUCGUCCUUCAUGUCGCCCUCGGAGAGCAAGGCCGGCACCAACCUCAACCGAGUCCGGAUGUUCGGCCCGGACAAGCUGGUGAAGGCAGCAGCCGAGAAGAAAUGGGACCGGGUGAAAAUUGUCUGCACCCAGCCCUACACCAAGACCCUGGCAUAUGGGCUGUCCUUUGUGAAGUUCCACUCGCCACCCGAAAACAACGAAACCCAAUCAAAAUCUGCCUCCCCGAAGGUGACCAAGCUGGGCCAGUUUAAGGUGAAGGACGAGGACAGCAGUUCUGCCUCAAUGAGGCCCGGGGCCCUGUUCUUCAGCCGAGCUAGCAAACCGCUUCUCACGCCGCCCAGAGCCCCGCAGACGGAGGAACCAUCCCCCAGCUACGCCGUGGCCACCCUCCAGGCCAGCACACCCGGCGCCUCCUCCCCCUCCGCCACAGAGAAACCCGCUGCCAGGACCUCCCCCAGCCGCGCUGCGGCCUCCCCCAAGGAUCCAGCUCCCACCAAGAGGAAGUUUGAGUUCAGCAAGGAGAACUCGGCACCCCCCUCUGCUCGGAAACCUGACGCCGAGGCCCCCCACCCCCCGCAGCCAGCCCCCAAGAAGCCCAAAGCCCCAGAGCCGCCCCCCCGCAGACCGCCAGCCCCCAAGAAGCAGCCGAAGGAGCCGUCGCCGGAGGGGGCGGGGGAGGAUUUUCAUCGCCUCCUGCAGGGGACGGUCUUCGUGCUGAGCGGCUUCCAGAACCCCUUCCGCUCCGAGCUGCGGGACAAGGCGCUGGAGAUGGGCGCCAAGUACCGGCCCGACUGGACCCCCGACAGCACCCACCUCAUCUGCGCCUUCGCCAACACCCCCAAGUACAGCCAGGUGAAGGGGCGCGGGGGCACCAUCGUGCGCAAAGAGUGGGUGUUGGACUGCCACCGGGCCCGGCGGCGCCUGCCCUGCAAACGGUACCUAAUGGACGGGCCACCCGCCUCGGGCAGCGAGGAAGAGGAGAGCGAGGAAGAGCCGCCUGCCCGGACCCGCAAGACCCCCUCCCCCCGACAGAGAGCCGGGCUGCCCAGCUCCAACCACCAGGGCAAGGCACCUGCCAGGGCCCAGCCGCCUCUGGGUGAGUCCUCAGGGGAGGAGACAGAGCCCGGCACAUCCUGGGCCAACGCCGGCAACUCGCAGGCCGGGGGGGAGAGCUCCCCGGCCUCCACGGACAGCGGGGAGCCCGCAGGGGCGAGAGACCGCGGGGAGGGCGACUCCGGCGACACGGACGACGAGCUGAGGAGGGUGGAGGAGGAGCACCGCAAGAAGCAGCAAGCGGGUCGGGAGGCAACUCCGGACCCCGACGACGACCCCUACGGCGGCUCCACGGACGAGAACACGGAUGUGGAGGAGGAGCCGGAUCAGCCCAUCCCGGAGCUGCCUGAUUUCUUCGUGGGCAAACGCUUUUUCCUGUAUGGAGAUUUCCCCUCCCAGGAACGACGCCUCCUGAAUCGCUACAUCACGGCGUUCAACGGGGAGGUGGAGGGCUACAUGAGCGAGCGGGUGAACUACGUCAUCACGGCCCAGGAGUGGGAUGACACCUUCGAGGAGGCUCUGAACGACAACGCCAACCUCUCCUUCGUCCGCCCUCGCUGGAUCUACACCUGCAACGAGCGUCAGCGACUCAUCCCGCACCAGCCGUACGUGGUGGUGCCGCGAGCGUAGGGCGGCGCUCGGGGAUCCCGCUGGCGCAGGGUGGCAUAGACUCAGUGGGGCUCGCAGCUCUCCUGUGUACAGACGAGACGCUGGGCGGCUGUUCUCGGUCCCUGCCUCGGCCUCCUGUUCGCGUCAAUGUCAACAACGGGCUGAGCUGGGCUGUGCCGGGGCAGGGCCGCCCUGGAUGUACCCACCUCCCCUGGCCAGACUCCCUGUUCCCCUCGAUGUACCCCCCCAAUCUUCCCUCCUGGCUCCUCUACCCCCUUUUCCGCCAGCGCUGUCAUUUCGACCUGUCGGGUUAAGCCUGGAUUGAGUCUGUGUGCGGACGCCCCCAAAGGGAUUUGAACCCAGCUUCUCGCUGUUCGCCCGCCCUACGAAUACAUCUCUUCGAACCGGUGUCCAGUCCCCUUUGCCCGCGCGGGCUUCCCCCCCCCUGUGUCCAGUCCCCUUUGCCCGCGCGGGCUUCCCCCCCCCCCUGUGUCCAGUCCCCUUUGCCCGCGCGGGCUCUUCCCCCCCCCGUGUCCAGUCCCCUUUGCCCGCGUGGGCUCUUCCCCCCCCUGUGUCCAGUCCCCUUUGCCCGCGUCAGUUCCCUUUUCAGUUAAACCCACCUGGCGUCUGCGGGCCGGAGUCUGUGACUGGAGGUGGAGAGCCCAAGGGGCUGGGUUAGAUGCUAAACUCCAGAGCAUUUACAAACCCAAAGCAAAUGCAGGAAACCUUCCGUCCCUGCCUGACCGCCCCGGGGACGGUGCAGCCGGGGGCCGCUUUGCACCGUGAAUUUCCACCGAGCCGCAGGGCGGGUGAGUUCAGGUCUUCGCAUUUGCUCUGGGCAAGGAAAUUAAGCUGGUUAGUUUCCUUCCCUCUCCCCCCUGGUCAGUUUCAGUCCUGUCUGGAUGGUUUCCCUUUCUCCUGCCCUAGAGCCUGGACUGCUGUUUGUAUUUGUGGGGGGCGGGGGCAGGUGGGAAGCUCUUUUAUACAGAAUUUUCUUUGAGCGAAAUAAACCGCUUUCGGGUGAA
This is a messenger RNA of Chrysemys picta bellii (western painted turtle), 3062 nucleotides long. It is a transcript of the gene XRCC1, whose product is annotated as X-ray repair cross complementing 1. Gene Ontology annotation, cellular component: nucleus. The record is from RefSeq and is a predicted model, not a curated record. Lineage: Eukaryota; Metazoa; Chordata; Testudines; Emydidae. Gene Ontology annotation, molecular function: damaged DNA binding. Gene Ontology annotation, biological process: double-strand break repair via nonhomologous end joining; base-excision repair; single strand break repair.